UGCAUUUAGGUUUCAAUCUGGUGGUGCAACUGUUGGUAGGACUUCCUUUAGAAAUGGUCCACGGUUCGGGACGUGUAGCUCUAAUUUAUAUAGCAGGUGUAGUGGCAGGAUCACUUGGUACCUCAGUCUUUGACAGCGAUGUCUACCUCGUAGGCGCAUCUGGAGGUGUCUAUGCCCUUCUUGCAGCUCAUUUAGCCAAUGUUCUCCUCAACUACAACAACAUGCAGUGUGGUAUAUUGAGGCUUCUAGGAAUAUUUGCAAUAGCCUCUUGUGAUGUUGGGUAUGCGAUUUAUUCGCGAUACGCGAUGGAAACGAUGGGUCCUGCCAUUUCUUACGUGGCGCAUCUUACGGGGGCACUGGCAGGUCUAACGAUAGGUCUUCUGGUGUUGAAAAAUUUCGAACAAAAGCUUCACGAGCAGCUCCUGUGGUGGAUUGCUUUGGGUGUGUACGCGGCGUGCACAAUUUUCGCAAUUCUCUUCAAUAUUAUGAAUCCUAGCCCCGAUAACGUACAAAAUGUUGGAGAUGGAGUAAAUACGCAAUAUGUUUAUAAUCGGUUUGGAGUCUAACGAAUGUUAUUUUAUUUUUCCCUUGUUAGUCAUCUAUCUCAAAGCCGUAUUUUCCUGUCGUUUUCCCAUAAGUCGUGUAAAUAGAAAAAUUAUAUUUAUUUGUUAAGUUAAGUCAUUUAAAUGCAUACCAGUUUCCGUAUUAAGAAAAGAAAGAAUAAUGAAGCAAACUUUGGCUAUGGUUUAUUUUUUCAAAAAUUGCGAAAUGCGCGUUAUUUUACAGUAUUUAAAAAAAUAUUAUGAUGAAUCGAUCUGAGCUUUUGUAAAAUUAUUUAUGUAUUACGUUAACUUGUGGUAUUAUUUUGAAUGUUGGCAUGAUAGCCGAGACUGAUAAAUAUCGAUUUUGGAAAUUGUCGUUUAGAGUUAAAAAGAAUUAAUAUUUUUUCAUUGUGUAAAAGUGUUCGUUCGUGAGUUAUUAGGAUGAUAGAAGUUUUUGUUGUAAAUAUAUUCCGAAUGUAUAUAUACUAAGUCGCGAUUUAUAUUUAUUAUUUAUAUUGAUGCCAAAGACUGAAAAAAAACAAGCAUAAAUGUCUUUAUUUAUUACCAUUAUUCCUGUAUAAAGAAGCUGCUGACAAGUAUAUGCAUAACUACAUAUUUCUAUUUAGUGCUUGUAAAAAAUAUCACUUUUAGGUAAAUUUUUAACAAGUCUCUCUGAUUGUGUAGACAUUUUUUGUUAUCAAUAUUUUUAUGUUUAAGUUUCAAAACAUAAAGCAAUUAAAUAGAUAAUGUUUAGAGACACAAUAAAUUGCAUUUUUAAGUUAUUAUUAUGAGUAAAAGGUGUAGUAGAGUUUCUUUCGGUCUUUAAAAAGGUUUGCCAACAGCUUCUUUGUUUUUUGAGUUCUUUUUUUGUGUCGUUAACGUUUACAAUGCAAGGUAAUGAUAUGUUAAGAUGAGAUGGUUGUAAAUGAAUGUUAGUAUAAAAAAAUAACGUAUGAGUGAUAUUAUUAAGCUAGUCAUACGUAUAUUAAAAAUGAGAAGCCUACCAAAGAAUACUAGUUGACUUUAUACACAGAUGGCCUUAUACAGUAACAGUAGUUAUAUUUUUCACAAAGAACACGAUAAAGUCGUAUUUUUACAUCACACACUCAGGUAGAAUUUUCACUUUUUUUUAUUACGAACAGAACUGAAGUAGUUUAGACUAGACAUAUAUUCCAUUUGUUACUAAAUUUCUUGUUCGAUUUUUGUCACAGUCUUUAUUAACUAUUAAAAGUUCAGUAAGAAAAUAAAUUAUACUUGAAGCAA
Molecule: messenger RNA, 1805 nt
Organism: Agrilus planipennis (emerald ash borer)
Lineage: Eukaryota; Metazoa; Arthropoda; Insecta; Coleoptera; Buprestidae
Product: protein rhomboid-like
Exons: 2
Coding region: 54-566 (170 amino acids)
Cellular component (GO): membrane
Molecular function (GO): serine-type endopeptidase activity
Source: RefSeq, a predicted model, not a curated record